This is a messenger RNA of Anastrepha ludens (Mexican fruit fly), 7098 nucleotides long. Its product is annotated as cationic amino acid transporter 4. Gene Ontology annotation, cellular component: plasma membrane. The coding region runs from base 1066 to 3093 and encodes 675 amino acids. Gene Ontology annotation, biological process: transmembrane transport; amino acid transport. Lineage: Eukaryota; Metazoa; Arthropoda; Insecta; Diptera; Tephritidae. Gene Ontology annotation, molecular function: amino acid transmembrane transporter activity. The record is from RefSeq and is a predicted model, not a curated record. The transcript has 2 exons.
AUAUAUAAAACUAAUAAUUUUUAUAUUUUCAUCAGGCGCCGCAACUAAAUUAUGGUUGCAAUUUACUUAGCUCUCCUGUGUGUGUGCGUUAGUUCUACUGUUGCAGGAAAAAUAUGCAUUUAUAUAUCACACCGCAUAAUCAGAUUAAAGCAAGGGCGGCUACAACCACCUGCAUACGGGAAAACUACUUCUGGAUCUGGCUGAACUAAGUUUGCGGUUACCAACUUGCCAGCAAGCGGUGAGUAAAAUGCGUCGUGUAAAUGCAUUUAGGAAGUUCAAGUUCAUGCACCAACAACGUCUACAAAAAUAGCAAUCACAAAAGCCAUUACAAGGAAGUUUCAUUUCCGCUCUUCUCAAAGAACGUGUGGGUAAGUAUUGGUGUGAGUGAUGGUGGUGGCGUUGCCAAGGUAGCUAACUGUGCGCUCGGUCCAGCUGUGCCUCCUCAACAAGUGGCCGACAUUACAGCAACAAUCAACAGUUCUCGGCGUCUUGCCAACAUACGCGAAAGUAAACAAAGUUUCAGUUUACAUAAACACCGCCCCUUCCUCCCCCAACCGCUUUCAAAAUACUACAGUUGCACCUGAUAAUGGAUUUCGCGCACAUGCGCCGUAACUAAAAUAUUUAAUCGCAUUUUCCUUCGAUACAAAUUUUCCCACAACGGCAUUGACGUCUGUGAGUCAAUUGUCAGUUGAGAAAAUUGCAACAGCAACUGCGGCAUUGCAAUAAGAACUUGAAAUAGUUUAUUAAUUGCGUGGAAUAUAAAACGAGUAUUAAAUAUAAAUUGUGAACACGUUUUUCCAAGUGAAAGUUGUAUAUUAUUUUUGAAAACCAGCAGAAAGUCCACAACAGCCUAAAAAUAUGUAACAUUUCCGUGACAUAUGCUGAGUAGUGACGUCGCACUUUUGCAUAACCGUAGGCGUCGCGUUUCUGGUGCAGAAGCACUCAAUUAAUUGGGAUUUUUCGUAAUCACAAAAUUGGUUUGUAAAGUUCUGUAAAUUUCCGUGAAAAAAAUUAAAUUGUAGUAUUCGGGCUUCCUAAUACCUUCCUGGUGCCUUUCACGUCAAUAUGCCCAGUACGCGUCGCAUUAUACUCGGCCACGUUAUGUCUGGCCUGUGCUCGAAGAUGAAUCGCACGAAGCCGGUGCCCUUGGACGUCAUGGAGACGCCACUGAAGCGUUGCCUCAACACUGUCGACAUCACUUUGUUGGGCAUUGGCCACAUGGUUGGCGCUGGCAUUUACGUCCUCACCGGCACGGUGGCCAAGGACAUGGCAGGCCCUGGCAUAAUACUCUCUUUCAUCUUGGCCAGUUUUGUUUCAAUGUUGGCCGCUCUCUGUUAUGCGGAAUUCGGUACACGCGUCCCUAAAGCAGGCUCCGCCUAUGUCUACACCUACAUUUCGAUUGGCGAAUUUUGGGCAUUUGUCAUCGGCUGGAAUAUACUCUUGGAGCAUAUGUUGGGCGCAGCUUCGGUGGCACGUGCCUGGAGCGGUUACGUGGAUUCGAUGCUUGGCGGUUGGAUAGGCAAUACGACACUUUCCAUAACUGGUGAGCUCCAUGAGCAGCUGUUCGCGCGUUAUCCUGAUGUGUUGGCAUUUUUGGUGUGUCUGGUGUAUGCCGCCGCGUUGGGCAUUGGAGUGAAGGCCACAGCUGUUUUCAAUGGCUUGCUGACUUUGGUGAACAUUGCCGUUAUGAUUUUAGUAAUCUCUGUGGGCUUCUGGUAUGCCGACGCAAAGAAUUGGUCAGAAGCGGAAGGUGGUUUCUUGCCUUACGGAUUUGGUGGUGUUAUUGCCGGUGCAGCAACUUGUUUCUACGCAUUUGUUGGCUUCGAUUCCAUUGCCACAUCCUCGGAGGAGGCAAAGAACCCUACUAUCUCCAUACCGAUAGCUACGCUCCUCUCGCUCAGCGCAGUUACAGUGGGUUACAUAUUAGUCUCGGCUGCACUUACGCUAAUGAUACCGAUACGGGAAAUCAAUCCGGCCGCAUCCUUACCAGAAGCUUUCGGACAGAUGGAUCUACCUUGGGCUAAAUACAUAAUAUCGAUUGGUGCACUCUGCGGCAUGACCACGACACUCUUGGGCUCGUUGUUUGCUUUGCCGCGCUGCAUGUACGCCAUGGCCUCAGACGGUUUACUCUUCAGUUGCUUUGGCCGGAUCAACACCACAACGCAAGUGCCGGUGCUGAAUCUAGUAAUUUCUGGCUUACUAAGCGCGACACUCGCUCUGCUCUUUGAUUUGGAGAAACUGGUCGAAUUCAUGUCGAUUGGCACACUACUUGCCUACACAAUCGUAUCCGCAAGUGUUAUUAUACUGCGCUACCGACCGCUGGCCAGUCAAGAGAAUGCCAUCUAUGCGCCUGAUACUUCCGACGAGGAUGGCGACGACAAUACUUCCCAAUCGAGCAUCGACACCGCCUCACCCACCAGCGACUUGAUCGAAGGCGCACUCGCUGGACGUCUGAAACCGCAAUUUCGUUGGCUCGAACCACUACUGGGCCGUUUUGAACCCGGCGCGGCAGUAUCUGCUUCGGUGCUGCUCUUCUCGGUGCUUAGCUUUGCCAUUUGCUUUCAACUCGAAGUCUCGUGGACUGAACUCUAUACGGGCACAUGGUGGGCGCUACUCCUAUAUGGUUUUAUGAUUUUCAUAGCAGGCGCUUGUGUGGCAGUGAUUGCAGUGCAUCAUCAGAAUACGCGUGGACUUAAUUUCAAAGUGCCGCUCGUGCCAUUCGUGCCGACGCUAAGCAUCUUCUGCAACAUUGUGCUGAUGGUGCAUUUGAGUGCACUCACCUGGCUUCGUUUCUUCAUUUGGGUGGCUAUCGGUAUGUUGAUCUACUUUCUAUACGGCAUACAUCACAGCAAGGAGGGUGAGGUGUGCUCAUCCUAUUCGAUGUUGAUGACGUCUACAGAGGCGGGCAAAUCACACUGGGGUGCCACAGGCGGUGGCUUUACCAUUAGUUUGGGCGGCACUGUUGGAGCAGGUGUUAUUAAGAAGACAGUAAUGCAACGCUUCAUUGGCAGGAAACUGGAGGAUAAGAAACCGAUUGUAGAGGAGGAGGUCGAUAUCGAUGGGGAUGAAAUGGACGAUGAGGGGCAGACUUAAGUUGCUGGAAUGGGGGGGAGGACCUUACAUUUCCGUUACCAUAUAGUAUGACCUUUGAACUCUAUACAGAAUUUACUUUUAUGCAUUUACGGUUGAGCACAAAUACUUAGGUAUAUUUUCGAUGUAUUGAUUUUUUUUAGACCAAAGACUUGUAAAAUAUUUUUUUAUAGCUGUACUUUUAUCAAAUCAACUUACAUACAUACAUACAUACUGAUUUAUUGUACUUAUAGCGACUGCCUGUGGGACACUAAAUUGAUAAAUUUUUAAGAAUGUUUAUACAUACACGUACAUAUAUGUAUGUAUGUAUCAGUAUGUGACUUUUUCUUGAGUCACUUCAUUAGGAGCGCUCACGUGCUCAGUCUAUUGUUGAGAGUGGCAUGAGUAAUCUUUCCAUGCAAGUUCAAACUUGUUCAGUUUUUGUUGUGAUUGCUUCUAUGUUUCAUUUCCACACGAGUUAACGAGAAGGGAAUCACACGCAUACAUACGUACAUACAUAUGUAUGAAUAUACAGGUCUCGACAUGAUUUGUGCGAAAUUUGCAUUUAUUUACGUAACUCCUGUUUCAACUGAUAUGAAUUUGUGGUCUACGUAAAGUGAACGAUUUUGUGACCUAAUCAUUUAAAAAGCCAUUCAAAGUCCACGGAUAAUCCUAAAAUUCUAGUGACCAGCCAAUUAGAAUUUUAUGUAUUAUACACACAUAUACAUACAUGCAUACAUACAUACAUAGUAUAUAUGCAUAAUAAUCAAAGUGUAAUGAUUGAUUAGUGCACUACUUUAUUGAGGUUUCUUGCUAUUUAUAAGUUUAACUGGUUAAUUAUUUAGACACAAAGACAAGAUAAGGGAAAGUAGAGGGAAAGAGGGUUAGAAAUUAAAAAGACAAAAAUAUCAAGCUAAUACUGAAAUAAAUUUAAAUGUUUUGCUUUCUUUUUUUUGUUUAAAAUAUAAAUAAAAAUUGUUUGUAUAAUAUUUUCCAUUACGCUGGUCAAUGUAGUAGUUGUCUUUUGACAAAGCCACUUGAUUCGGCUUAGCGCUUUCCACCUGUUGAGCCUUUACAUAUUUACAGGCCUUUAAAGAAUUAUUAUUUUUUACCUAAGUAAAGUUUCUAAAUGUAUAAAUACUUAAAAUAAAUUUAAAAUAUUUUAUAAAUCUAAAAUAGGUGUGGCGUUAUGUACAAAACAUUUUUUCAUUUAAACUUGAUACACAAUAUUAACUUUUUCUAUCAAACAUCUAAAGGCUAAAAAUUAUUCAAGUCGAAAAAGUGGUUUUGUCAAAAAUUCGCCGAUAUCUACAUAUGUACAUACAUACAUACAAUAAAUACUUAAAUACUUGUAAAUCAUCAGUUCCAAGCACAAAAAGCACAAGUACCUUAAUUUGAUAUUAGUAAGAGAGAAAAGAGAGGAGUGGUAAGUGACUACGGUUUUUACAAUUUCUCGGUUGGAAAUUUCGUGAAAAUUUGAUUUUUUUUUUAAUUUUUAAGUUACAUAUGGUCAUUUGUUGUUUUUAUUAUAGUAUAAAUUAUAUUUAAAAAAAAGAAUAAUUAUAAAAAAUAAAAGCCUAAAUUUAAUGUAAAAAUAAAUAUGAUAUAAAAAUACAAAUAAAAUACAAAUAAAUAUAAUAUAAAAAUAAAUAAAAUAUAAAAAUAGAUAUAAUAUAAAAAUAAAUAUAUUCUGAAAAAAAAGUGUCGGGGUUUCUUCAAUAAACUACAUAAUAUUUAUUAUUCACUUAAAUUAUUUAACGUAUAACUACCAAAGAAGGCACCUUCUAAAUUAAUUGACUUAUGCUAAAGAAUCAAAUUUAUCCACCAACACCAUUUCAAGCGGAUCUUCCGGAAUUUAAAAGCUAUUGCUUCUUCAACAGAUAAAAAGGAAGUAGACGGAAGAAAUGUUUGAGACAAUUUCGCGCAUUCGUUAUAUGGAAGAAAAUGCCAAAGACUUAAAUUCAUCCCUCAAAAAACUGUUCAAAAUCUUUUACCGGAAACGAACUCUCUCUUAUGUUCUCUAACGACUGAAAACGGAAGUGCUUCGAAGUGGCAAUUUGGAUUUUGGAGUGAAAAGGCAGUCGAAACUAUAGUGAGAAGAUUUUUAUGGUGUUACCAAUAUCAGACCGUUAGCCGGCUCUCCGUGAAUUUGACAGAAUCGGUCGUUGGGCUGACGUAGCAGGAGCUACAAAUCGGUUUGUUUACGAAAAAUUUAAGAAUGUGUUAAUGAUUUACGAAAACAAUCAACACAAUGUCACUUCGUUGCCAUCUCAACAACGACUGAUUGGACGAGUGUAUGAAUGUAUGUGAAAUGUUCGUGCAGAAUUCGGCUGGCGAAUCACUCCCGCGACGUGGCAGCCGAAGUUCUCUCUCCUCACAAUUUUGUUUUUCACCAUAGUUAUUGACCAAACCACAUCAGGUGUUUUUGUUUUUUUGAUUGGUGGGUGAGGUAGGGUUCAAAAUGCCUUCGCACUUACAGCGACCGUCGUCUACUGCGCCGUGUGGUGUGGCCACUAAAACAGUCCCUCCUCCUCUCCUGGGGAGACUCCCCUCCCGGAACUGCUUUGUGCAUUACUUCGGGAGGGCCCAGAAUGGUGUCCAUGAAAAGGACCAAUUUUAAUUCACCCACGUCUGGGUCCACCAUAUUUGUAGGUGUGAAUUCUGAUUAGAUGGCAUUUAUUUCACUCUUAGCCUGAAAAAAAUGUGUUAAAAAAGUUUGGUCUUGACAGGUGGUCUGUUAUCAUGGGGCACGAUCCAAGAGACUUUUUUCAAAAAUCUGAUCUCUUCAACGAAUUUGCUCUACCAAACGCCCCAGAUUCCUUAUUUAUCAUUUGAUUUUUUGUUUGGGAAAUUUGACGAUCCCUUUAAACGGACUUUUAAAUAAUAAAUUUCCAGCACAUCUUUGACAGAAUGUAGGCACAUUUUUUUUACUUUUAUUUUUUUUACGUUUUUUUUAUAUUUGUAUUUGUUUUUGUUUUUUUUUUUGCUUUUAUUUUUAGCUUUUUUUAUCUAUAUUUUUGGUUUCUGUCUUAAAAUUGUAAAAGGCGUGGUCAAAGCGAUUAAAAUAUCUGCUAUACGCAUACAUACAAAGAUUUGAAAAAGAAAUUAAAUUAUUUCAUGUCUAUAUAUAAAAUAUGUAUAACACAUACACAAAUAUAAAUAUAUUUUCCCAUAUACAUACACUACAUACAAAUACAUACACAGUAUUACUGUCUAUUAGAAAAUAUAUCAUUUAAAAUAAAAAAUAAGAUUCAAAACUAAAAAAAAAUUAAUUAAAUAAAUUAAAAAUAAACACUCUAUGGCUAAGAGAAAAAUAUUUGUGAUAUGCUGACGCAACUUUGGGGAGCAUAAUAAUUAUGAGGGAAAAAUAUGAUAAAAUUUUUUUUUGUAAAAAUCUAGAAACUUCACAAUCAAUAGUGAUCAUAAUUGAUAAAUAAUAUCAGCAGAAAAAAAGAAACAAAAUUAAAAGAUAAAACAAUAAUUAGUGUUAAAUUUUUAUUAUUAUUAUGUCGCUCCUCAUAUGAGCUCCAGUACUAAGAGAUUUAUUUGAGCUUUAGCUGACUUCGGCGCAGCUCUAAAUUUUUAAUAAAGCAUACUUUAGGGCGAUUUAACACAUAUUUCUCUUUUUACUUUCCAGCAUGAAAUUUUUCCCCAAAGCAAAUUGCGGAUAUUUUUCUCUUUGCUUGAAAAAAAAGUUAUGCAAAUGCAGGAAAAAACUUUAAAAUUAUAUAAACUCUUAAACACAGAUUGUAUUCAUGUACAUACCGUCAAACUUGUACUUGUAAUACAUGAGUGUAUGUGUUAAUUAAAGUAUUAAAUACUACAAUAUAUUGUACACAAUUAUCUAAAUGUGUAUUUGUUAGAAAUUAUUUAUUGGUUUCUUGUUUGGAAUUUAAGAACAAACGUAACCAGCAGCAAUUAUUAAAAUUAUGUAACAAACAAAUAAACGAAAGACAUACAAAAAUUAAAUACGUAUUAUAUAUACAAACAUGCAAGCAUACAUAUGUACAAUGAUGGAAUAAAAAUGAA